This is a messenger RNA of Exophiala oligosperma, 477 nucleotides long. RefSeq lists its product as uncharacterized. The record is from RefSeq and is a predicted model, not a curated record. NCBI's taxonomy places the organism in Eukaryota, Fungi, Ascomycota, Eurotiomycetes, Chaetothyriales, Herpotrichiellaceae. The coding region runs from base 82 to 477 and encodes 131 amino acids. The transcript has 2 exons.
CCGCCACACAGCAAUUGCAGUGCAACGAAGCGAAGCGGGCAGAUUUUGAAGUGGAGCACUCGGUCAGCGGCCAGCCAUAAAAUGCAGAAACGAGAAGCAGACGGUGCAGAGCGUCAGAUGGUCGAAGUACCUACCGUCGCGGCAACAGAAGUGGCUUCCGCACAGCUUGGAGAGACAUUUGGAGAACAUAUCUGGAAUCAACCCGAGCAACGACGACAACGUGCGAAUGCGAUCAACGAUGUUCAACCGACUUUUGGCCACGACCCUGGUGCACUUGAGACGGGCGACGACUGUUUUACAAUUAUCAGCCAGAGGAUCAGUGGUCUACCGGAGGCACAACUAAUCAAGGCUGCAAACUGUGUGCGAAACAUCUCGAGGAGUUUACAUGGAUUACCUUGUCAGGAAUGGGAACGGAUUGGUGGCCCGGUCUCACGUGCCCGGCACGUGGAGGCCAUCAAUGUGAUGCAGACAGCCUGA